AUGGCAUCUAGUGCGGAGUCGGCAGAGGACCCGCUGCGGGGUUUUGUGCGGACUUUGGAGAAGCGGGAUGGCACAGUGUUGCGGCUGCAGCAAAAUGGCUCUGGCGGCGUGGGCUGCGUGGUUUGGGAUGCUGCCAUUGUCCUUUCUAAGUACUUAGAAACGCCCGGGUUUUCUGGCGACGGUGCGCACGCGCUGAGCCAGCGGUCGGUGCUGGAACUGGGCUCCGGCACCGGGGCCGUGGGGCUGAUGGCCGCUACUCUCGGGGCAGAUGUUGUAGUCACCGACCUUGAGGAGUUGCAAGAGUUGCUGAAUAUGAAUAUUAAUAUGAACAAGCACCUUGUCACUGGUUCUGUUCAAGCCAAGGUACUGAAAUGGGGAGAAGAAACAGAAGAUUUUCCUUCCCCACCAGACUACAUACUCAUGGCCGACUGCAUAUACUAUGAGGAGUCUUUGGAGCCAUUGCUAAAAACCCUAAAAGAUCUCUGCGGAUCUGAGACUUGUAUAAUAUGUUGUUAUGAACAACGAACAAUGGGGAAAAAUCCAGAAAUUGAGAAGAAAUAUUUUGAGCUCCUACAACUGGACUUUGAUUUUGAAAAAAUUCCUUUGGAAAAACAUGAUGAGGAAUAUCGAAGUGAAGAUAUUCAUAUUUUAUACAUCAGGAAAAAAAAUCGAAAUAUCUAUCAUGAAGCCUGUAGCCAUCUUACCCAAGCCUCAUGACCACCUAGACAACUGAAGAUGUGAAUGAAGCAUGUGAAUACAGCAUGGGGAGAUUCUGUCCACAGCUUUUCCCAGCAUGCUCUCAAGUAUCCAGUUCACACAUGGCAACUUCCAUGGACUGCCUGCAUGAAGCAAACAACUGCCUGCCUGCCGCUGGGCCUGACCUCCACUGCAGGUUCCUUAGCUCAGCAUAGCCUUCUGCUUGAAAGAAAUGUUAGGGACUCAUUCACUUCUCAAGGAAAGACAGGUAUUGAAGUUAGCCUGAAGUCUACCAGAAAUAAACCGUGAAGGAGCACCUGUUUAACUUUGCUUAUUUUGAGGAAAUUUGAGAUAAAUCAAAUUUCUGGAUAGAUAUUUAUUAGUAUCUUAUAAUACUUUAAAAUGUAAGCCAGCAAUUUUAGUUUGUAUUCAGUUAAAAAAAUUUUUUUAAGGUUUUGAUUUUAUACAUCAGGCAGCAUUUAUCAUGUCUUCCACUCCAUUGCUUUUUAAAUAGCUGUAAUACUUGUGUUCUUUUAUUUUAAAGAGCUGAGAACAUUGUUUUAUAUACUUAUACUGACCAAAGUAUUUCUUCUUUUCUUGUACCAUACAUGUCUAUGUGAUGCAGAUAGUAAUUAAACUGUGACUUCCUGAGAGGGAUAUAUGGCAAAUUGAGUUUUGGAGUAGAAGAGAGGUAUUUAUAUAAUUAAUUUUGUUAAGUCUAGAAAGCUCAGUUUUAGGCUCAUACAAUUUGCUUAAAUUGCACAAAAUGUAUUUCAAUUAUGAAAUACAUACAUAAAUACAUGUAUGUACUUCCAGGAAAAUUUGACUAAAAAUAUGAGCAUUAAGCUAUCUUACUAUAUGAAACAGUAGGAGACUUUAAAUUACUGUGAGUGUAGCUCAAUAGGAAUUUACCGAGUGAUUUUGACUCUAUAGUCUCUAAAUGUGACAGUCAGUUAGUUACCUGCUCACAUAGUCUGUUCUGCCGAAGACUUCAGUCCUGCCCCCCUUUCCAGAGUGAUGGUAACCUGAUAGCAUUCUGAUGUUUAUAAGCAUUGGUACUAGGUGGCACAUUUUAUAUGUUAAAAUAAACAUUGAUUUUGAGACCUA
Molecule: messenger RNA, 1803 nt
Organism: Echinops telfairi (small Madagascar hedgehog)
Lineage: Eukaryota; Metazoa; Chordata; Mammalia; Afrosoricida; Tenrecidae
Gene: VCPKMT
Product: valosin containing protein lysine methyltransferase
Exons: 6
Coding region: 1-717 (238 amino acids)
Biological process (GO): peptidyl-lysine methylation
Cellular component (GO): cytoplasm; cytosol
Molecular function (GO): protein-lysine N-methyltransferase activity
Source: RefSeq, a predicted model, not a curated record